This is a messenger RNA of Penicillium samsonianum, 240 nucleotides long. RefSeq lists its product as uncharacterized. The coding region runs from base 1 to 240 and encodes 79 amino acids. The record is from RefSeq and is a predicted model, not a curated record. Lineage: Eukaryota; Fungi; Ascomycota; Eurotiomycetes; Eurotiales; Aspergillaceae. The transcript has 2 exons.
AUGGCUCCUCUCCAGCCCCGGAUAGCCUAUCAUCCCCGGCCCGGUCGACGGUCGCGCCAUCAAGCAGCAUACACCGUGGUCAUUGCUUUAGCACUUCUUCUAAACACUAUUCUCCGUGCAUUGGAUUCAGAAAAUGCCAUUCUCACCGAGGAGUCGACCUUCUUUUGCGAGCGAAUUAUCAACGAGGCUGAGUUGGCUUCCUGCUAUCGCCCGAUUGGUGCUGCUUAUGUUGUGCCGUGA